This is a messenger RNA of Grus americana (Whooping crane), 2594 nucleotides long. RefSeq names its product MAPK activated protein kinase 2 (gene MAPKAPK2). Bases 265 to 1188 code for a protein of 307 amino acids. Gene Ontology annotation, molecular function: mitogen-activated protein kinase binding; calcium-dependent protein serine/threonine kinase activity; ATP binding. Gene Ontology annotation, biological process: intracellular signal transduction; vascular endothelial growth factor receptor signaling pathway; inflammatory response. The record is from RefSeq and is a predicted model, not a curated record. The transcript has 10 exons. Lineage: Eukaryota; Metazoa; Chordata; Aves; Gruiformes; Gruidae. Gene Ontology annotation, cellular component: cytoplasm; nucleus.
AGUUCGCUCGUAAAUGCAGUGGACAGUCUGGCUGGUUGGUGGCACAGGCUGGCUGGGCACCAGGAGACAUCCCAGAGCGCAGGGAGGUGGCAGGCGGCCGGGAUAAGCUUUUACCAGCCUUGGAAGGAAGGGCAAGAAGCUUAUGAGGACGGGCGGCUUCGCGCUCUUCCCACUAGAUGGGGAUGGAGGCAUUGCGCAGAGCGCGCCCGAGCUCGCCUGGAUGCCGCCCGCAGAGAGCACUCGCGCUCGGCACAUCUUCUCCGGAUGCUGCAGGACUGCCCGAAGGCCCGCAGGGAAGUGGAGCUGCACUGGAGGGCAUCGCAGUGCGCGCACAUCGUCCGCAUCGUGGACGUCUACGAGAACCUCUACCAGGGGAGGAAGUGUCUGCUCAUCGUCAUGGAGUGCUUGGAUGGCGGGGAGCUCUUCAGCCGAAUUCAAGACAGGGGAGACCAGGCCUUCACAGAAAGGGAGGCUUCAGAGAUAAUGAAGAGCAUUGGGGAAGCCAUCCAGUACCUGCACUCGAUCAACAUCGCGCACCGGGACGUGAAGCCGGAAAACCUCUUGUACACCUCCAAAAGGCCCAAUGCUGUGCUAAAACUCACAGACUUUGGCUUUGCUAAAGAAACCACCACGCACAACUCCUUGGCCACUCCGUGCUACACGCCGUACUACGUGGCCCCGGAGGUGCUGGGCCCGGAGAAGUAUGACAAGUCCUGUGACAUGUGGUCCCUCGGCGUCAUCAUGUACAUUCUGCUGUGUGGGUACCCCCCCUUCUACUCCAACCACGGCCUGGCCAUCUCACCCGGCAUGAAGAAGCGAAUCCGAAUGGGCCAGUAUGAGUUUCCCAACCCUGAAUGGUCCGAAGUGUCGGAGGAAGUUAAGCAGCUGAUCCGCAACCUGCUGAAGACGGACCCGACCCAACGCAUGACGAUAACGGAGUUCAUGAACCACCCCUGGAUCAUGCAAUCCAUGCAGGUGCCCCAGACCCCGCUGCACACCAGCCGCGUGCUGAAGGAGGAGAAGGAUCUGUGGGAGGACGUGAAGGAGGAGAUGACGAGCGCGCUGGCCACCAUGCGAGUGGACUACGAACAAAUCAAGAUCAAGAAAAUCGAAGAUUCCUCGAACCCUUUGCUGAUGAAGAGGCGGAAGAAAGCGAACCCCACCGAGCCCACCGCGCUCCCCCACUGAGGGUGCCCCGCGUCCGCCGGCCCUUGAGAAAGCAAUAACUAUAUAUAUAUAUUUUUUAAGGAAAAAAAGACAAAAAGAGACAGACUGUUAUAUCAAGCGCAUGGAAUUCAGACAUUUAUACCAGACUAGUUAUUUUUAGCUACUCACCUGUGUUUCUGACCUUUCCGGAGCAGGCGGUAAGAUCCCCCCCGUCAGAUCCACACGCUGCGGCCGGGGGUUUUGUCCUGUAGGUGAACGCUGCCAAUAAUUGGAUUUUUUUUUUCUUUUGUGAAACAGUUUUGAUUUUUUUUUUUUUUUCCUUCCUUCCAAAGACAUGGAAAUUCCUGUGGUGACCUUUUUAGGAUAUAUAAUGUAUAAAUAUUUUUUAAAAACUACUGUAGAGCCGAAACCCAGACAGCCUGCUCCCUGCAUGGAUGCUGGCUAGAGAUGGGCUUCGGGCUUGGGAGCGGGUCGGGGGGACGGGGAGGGAGAGCUGCCUUCUCCCCCCAUCCUGCUGUGCGUGGCAGGGCCGGCGUGGGGGGUCCCCGUGGACACCACGCUUUGCUGGCCUGAAAAACUGCUGCUUUUAAAGCAUGGUAGCCAAAAAAACCCCCCACACCCCCCCCAACCCCUCCCUGACCUGGAAGCCUUGAGUCUCCCCGGCGGCGUGCAGGGCUCCCCGCGAGCGCCGUCUGUGUCGCUGUCUGUCUGUGCGUGGGGUGUGUGUCGUGUCCGUGGGCACGGAGCUGCUCGUGGCUCCCCCCCACCGUGGCCACCGCAGUCUGUGCCUGUGCCUGGAAUCCAGUUCUGACCUCAGGGGUGGAUGGCGGGGGGCGAGAUGCGAGGAGGCGGCCAGUGCCCCCCGCAUCCCCCCGCUCUGCGGGGACGUAGGGAAAAGAUGCUUCCCUGCUGCCUCUGGCUGCUCCCGCAGCCCCCAGCUCUGGGGAAGACGCUGUCCUGGGGGUCCCCGGGAAAAAGUGGGUGGCACGGGGAGGGGGUGGCGAUGGCGCGGGGCACUGCCCCUUCCCUGGCUGGGGGUCCUGCAGCCCCCCCUCCCUCCCUCCCCGGUGUGGCUCCUGCCAGGGGGAUGCUCCUGCUGCCGGGUCCCGGGGGGCUGGGAGCGGUCCUCUGCUCCUGGAAGCAGGAUGGCUGCUCUGAAGUCUUUAGUCCAUGAAUUAUUAUUAUUAUUAUUAUUAUUUGUCACAAUGUUUCACUGCGUUAAAUGUGUUUGAAUGGGGAAAAUUUUUUUAAGGCAAUGUUUAGUUCUUAGGUGAUCUUUUAGACACUGUAUGGAAUUUUAAUUUGUUUUCAAAACUGGUUUUUACCCCCCCCCUUUUUUUUUUUAAAAAAAAUUUUUGUCCGUUGGCUUAUACUAAUCUUCCCAGUCUGCUCUUCAGUCCUUUGGAUUAAAGACACUUAAAGCGUCA